AUGGGCUUUUUGGAGCUGGCGAGCUGUGGAUGGAACAAGAAGGAGAAGCAUAGCCUUUCACCCAACGUUGUGGCCUUCACACGGAGAUUUAACCAGGAGCUGGCGAGCUGUGGAUGGAACAAGAAGGAGAAGCAUAGCCUUUCACCCAACGUUGUGGCCUUCACACGGAGAUUUAACCAGGUCAGUUUCUGGGCAGUGAGGGAGAUAUUGACGGCUCAAACAUUGAAAAUCCGAGCAGAAAUAUUGAGCCACUUCAUCAAAAUUGCCAAGAAACUCCUGGAGCUGAAUAACCUGCACUCUCUGGUUUCAGUGGUCUCUGCUCUUCAAAGCGCACCUAUCUUCAGAUUGAGCAAGACCUGGGCGUUGAUCAGUCGAAAGGACAAGGCCACCUUUGAGAAACUUGACUUCCUGACGUCAAAAGAAGAGAAUUACAACCGCAUGAGAGAGUACAUCAGGUCCCUCAAAAUGGCCCCCUGCAUCCCCUACCUAGGAAUUUACCUGUUUGAUAUGACCUACAUUGACUCCGCCUACCCUGCUUCUGACAGCAUCAUCGAGACUGAGCAAAGAACCAAUCAGAUGAACAAUCUACUGCGCAUCAUCUCCGAUCUACAGGUGUCCUGUAACUACGAUCAUUUAGUCAUGUUACCACACGUGCAGAAGUAUUUGAUGUCAGUGCGCUACAUCGAGGAGCUCCAAAAGUUUGUGGAGGAUGACAAUUACACAUUAUCAUUGAAGAUUGAGCCUGGGAACAGCUCACCUCGUCUGGUAUACUCCAAAGAAGACCUUGGAGGACCCUCAGAAGAGUCUGUCUCAGUGCGGUAUAACCGACGACCAACCUGUCCUGAUACAUCAGUGGUUGCCCACCUUCCAACACCACCUCCUGCCCGACACAGGAAGAGCCACAGUCUGGGGAACAAUAUGAUGUGCCAGUUUGGUGUAGUGGAGAGUAAAAGUGCGACAUUCCCUGCAAAAGAAAAGGCUCGACACCUACUGGACGACAGCUUCUUAGAGUCUCACAGUCCUGUCAGAAACCACACACACGAUUCAGUAUUUACCAACGGCAUCUCACUUGGCAGUAGAGAGAGCUCUUUUAGUGAUGAAUUAUCAAGUACAGUUGAGAGAGGACGUAUGUACGCGACACUUGGUCCAAAUUGGCGAGUGCCAAUCUGUAACUCUCCCAGAAGUAGAAGUUAUAUUUAUAGUACCCCAGGGGCAGUUUCCAGCUAUGAAUGCAGUUCUCUGAGCAGUAUAACCAUUGAAGGGCCCCUGCGAAGAAAGACACUGAUGAAGGAGGGUAAAAAACCCACUCUCUCAUCCUGGAAGCGCUACUGGAUUGUCCUGUCUGGCUCCAUUCUCAUCUAUUUUGGUUCUAAAGCUCUAAGAGCAAAUGAGCGAAGACAUUAUAAAUCCAGGCCAUGUAAAAAGAUCACACUCACAGGUUGGAUGGUGGUUCUGCCAGAAAACCCUGAACAUCCAAAUAUUUUCCAGCUUACUGAUCCUGAAAGAGGUAAUGUUUACAAGUUCCAGACUGGAUCACGUUUCUCUGCGAUUAUCUGGCACAGACAUUUAGCCGAGGCGUGCAGGAGUACAAGACCACAGAUACCAGCAAACCUCAUGUCCUUUGAAUAGCUGUUUUUUGGGAAGUGGAAUACAGAUGAAGAGAAUAAACCUCAUGGAGAAAGACAUUGCAGAAGAGUUUAUGCGAGGGGGCAGCAUGUUGGACCUAACAUAGUUGGAAAUGUGGCAGCUGUAUCUGUUGAAAAAGUCCAAAAUUCUUUCAGACAUUGCUGACACAGCUGUACUGAGAGAGGAUGGUCUUGUGUCUUCAGUUUAGUGGUAACACUUUACAAUAAGGUUCAAUUUGUUAACAUGAGAUAAAGGAAUAGUUCACUC
Messenger RNA from Sinocyclocheilus grahami, 1893 nucleotides. It is a transcript of the gene ralgps1, whose product is annotated as Ral GEF with PH domain and SH3 binding motif 1. Gene Ontology annotation, cellular component: plasma membrane. NCBI's taxonomy places the organism in Eukaryota, Metazoa, Chordata, Actinopteri, Cypriniformes, Cyprinidae. The transcript has 18 exons. Gene Ontology annotation, biological process: Ras protein signal transduction. Gene Ontology annotation, molecular function: guanyl-nucleotide exchange factor activity. The coding region runs from base 1 to 1629 and encodes 542 amino acids. The record is from RefSeq and is a predicted model, not a curated record.